Peronospora matthiolae is the source of this 318-nucleotide messenger RNA. Lineage: Eukaryota; Oomycota; Peronosporomycetes; Peronosporales; Peronosporaceae. The record is from the annotation of a GenBank genome assembly.
AUGGGGAAUAAGGCGCGGGCGGACGAGCGGUGGAGGAAAAACAAGCCCAAACGCCCCAAGCCGGUCCACAAUUUGAGUGGCUUCGUUGAAGAUUGCGCGCAGCCAUUAAAUUUUUCUCCAAGGUACCACCGACACAUAGGAGAAGUCGAUGUGGCGACGAACAAACAGCUCUUGCGUCGGCCAAGAUUCACCUGCACGGAUGAAGUUCGCCAGCGCCCGAAUACCAUAGACGCGGGACACGUGCAGCCGAAAGCUUCGUUGUGGCUCGGCAACCAUGCCGAGACAGCGGCGAUGGGCGGUAGUGGUGGCAGCUCGUGA